Cylicocyclus nassatus is the source of this 1517-nucleotide messenger RNA. NCBI's taxonomy places the organism in Eukaryota, Metazoa, Nematoda, Chromadorea, Rhabditida, Strongylidae. The record is from the annotation of a GenBank genome assembly.
UUCUUAUCAAAUCAGUCCUGCUCAACACACAUAUGUGGCGUUUUGAGGUCGUUAUCACCGGGGCAGGCGAUGCCACUCUGCUUCCUCAUAUUACGACGACAUGCCUACAAACGCUGAUACGAGUAAGGAACAGGGUCGUCAUGGCUGUCUUUCGAAAAUGUUGCCAUUAUCGCAGUCAUGGUAUUAUUGGGCAAUGGUAGCACUUCUUUUAGCACAGGUAGUUUUGUCUAUCAAUUAUCAUAUACUGGUCUGCAAUAUGCCGAUUGCUAAUACUUUAUUAUUACUGGUAAUUAUGGCGCAUCAUGGAUAUGCUCUAGGUGAUCAGGCUCGUCCGCUAUUCCACCGAAUAUGCGGUUGUGUCGCUUUUAUUGCUGUAUUGUUUGUAAACACUACUCACGCACUCGAACUUCUUACUGAUUAUCACGACGAUCACUCCCAUGCACAUGGAGAAGACGAACACCACGAUGAACACCACUCAGAAGAUUAUGGUUUUGCGUUUGUGCCAAAACAAUACGUCAUCGUGAGUAUUUUCGACGUUGCUUUGAAAUGUCUAGUUUUGGCUCUGGGUCAUAUCCCAUCAAUGGGCCUUCAUCCUAUUCCACGUCUAAUCUUGCACACGUUGAGCCCCACUAUAGUAAUCGGUAUGUACGUAGCUGGUCUUGCCAUACCUCCUUGGCUUGGAGAAUCUUGGAUUUGGAAACAUGUGGAUCCAAUGGUCGCAGUUGCAACAACGAUCCUAUUUUUCCUGCUCAUCAUUCCUGCAUUCAGAGAGAUGAUGCCUUACAUAUUCGCAGACACGCCAGCAAAGUUUCAUGUCGAAUCGUUCCAGGAUGAGAUCUCGAAUAAGUUUCCCGAUGUCACGUGCACUCACAUCCACGCAUAUAGACUGUGGCCUGGAAAUCAGUUUGAAGCCCUCAUUCACUUGAGUUUUUUGGUGGAUAAAUCGAAAUCUGGAUGGUCAGACGAAGCAGCCACACGUUAUGCAGAGGUUAGUCAGAACGUCACAAGCGUGCUGACGAGAGCGGGAGCGCAAAAGGUGGUUGUUGAACCGUCAUUUCUCGACGCGACUGAAAUUGGUCGUCCGUGGGUAGGUUGUAUUGGUGCGACAUGUUUCCGACAAGACCGGGGAUGUUGCAAAAUACAGGAUAAUCGGGCUGCCGUUUAGUGGGGCUAUUUGUACAUCGCUCAUUCUCACAUAUCAGAACAUUGAACUAACUUCAGUUCAUAUCGUAGUGCACUCAAUGCGUGAUAUGUUCAUCGGUUUGCUGCAGUCAAUCCAAAUACGGGUGAUGAUCUAUAUCCUUGUACCUCGUUGCAAUAUUAACAGGCCCACAUAUGCUUAUAUUUGUUCUUGUUAGGACUCGAGAAUUGUAUAUGCCUGUAGAAGAUCCGCUUGAGAAACAGUAUCGAUUGUGAAGCAGAUGCAGUCGAGCAGUCUCAAUAAAAAUGCAGCAAUUGUACUCCUCAGGCAUCUUUUUUCAGCUGUAAGGCGCUUUCGCUUUUGCUUUUUUGAAGUC